AUGGAACUUACAACUCGCUCAGGUUUUGAAUACUACCGUUACGAUCCCUCCCUUGCGGCAGCAGUGAUAUUCAUCAUCUGUUUUCUGCUCACGACUGCCUUGCACACAUUCCAGCUCAUUCGGACGAAGACAUUGUUUUUCAUCCCUUCUCUCGUUGGGGGAUACUUUGAAUGGAUCGGCUACUGCGCCCGCGCCGUAUCAUCUAACCAAUCUCCCAAUUGGACCCUGGGCCCAUACAUCGUCCAGUCUCUACUCCCUCUUGUUGCACCGGCUCUCUUUGCUGCCAGUAUUUACAUGGAGCUGGGGAGAUUAAUUGUCGUUCUUCAUGCCGAGAAGCAUAGCCUUAUCAGGGUGAAGUGGUUAACGAAAAUCUUCGUUACAGGUGAUGUUCUGUCGUUCCUCCUUCAAGCAGGAGGAGCCGGUCUCAUGGCUAGCCACUCUCAAAGCAGCGCCACAAAUGGUUCGCACAUCAUUACUGGCGGCCUCGUCAUCCAGAUCCUCUUUUUCGGAUUUUUCAUCAUAUCUACCGCCAUAUUCCACCACCGCAUGGAUUCGAGUCCGACGCCAUAUUCACUCAGCUCUGGCAUAGAUUGGAGAAGGCUUAUCUGGGUGUUGUAUUCCGUUAGUGUGCUCAUUCUUGUGCGGUCCAUCUAUCGUCUUAUUGAGUAUAUUCAGGGUUUCAGUGGGUAUCUGAUCUCCCAUGAAGCGUAUCUUUAUGUCUUUGAUGCACUGCUCAUGUUUGUGGUCAUGCUAUUGUUUCAUGUUGUUCAUCCGAGCGAGCUCAAUGCUUGGUUGAAAUCAGGCGGGCUGGUCAGCAAGGGAUUUCGAUUUGAAAGACUACAGGGUGCUACGGGCAACCUCGCAGAAACAGCAUAG
Messenger RNA from Aspergillus sclerotioniger CBS 115572, 876 nucleotides. RefSeq names its product RTA1 domain-containing protein. Gene Ontology annotation, cellular component: membrane. The transcript is spliced from 3 exons. The record is from RefSeq and is a predicted model, not a curated record. Bases 1 to 876 code for a protein of 291 amino acids. Lineage: Eukaryota; Fungi; Ascomycota; Eurotiomycetes; Eurotiales; Aspergillaceae.